AACUAGAGUACCUUACAUAACCUGCAUGAGUUCUAACCUGACGUCCAGUGGUCCCUAUCCCGGUCAGGUUGCUCUGUUUCAUGGUGAGUGGUCUUCUGAAGGAUUGCUGCAGGUGUAUCUCAACAAUCGUUGGGGUACUGUCUGUUCUGAGUUCUUCACACUAGCCAAUGGUGACUCCGUCUGUCAGCAGUUGGGUUACACUAAUGCUCUUUAUUACAGCCCUUACUCUCAGUAUAGUAUCAGGUGGAUUUGGUUAAGAGAGCUCAAUGCUACCUGCAACUCCAGCUGCUUUAAAGACUGCUACAUGGCACCAACCAUUAGGAACAUAUACUGCAGUAACCGUGACGAUGUCUACCUUGUAUGCACUUUUGAUACUACAAGAUAUGAUAGUUCACUGCCGUAUGGAAGGAAUUGUUCAUUAGAGUAUGGUACUCUCACUGCUGCCUUCAUUGCAGUACUGAUGAUACUGUUCUGUCUGAUAGUCUCUGUUUAUAUUAUUAUAUUCAUAAUGAGGGUUGUAGUGGCGGCCUAUCAUAAGACAGAGCACUAUAAACUAAAGGACAAGCGCCACAGAAAUAGGAGACAUGAUUUUGAUGAAUAUCGCUCCAGUCUUGAUGAGAAUUCAAUGAUACUCAGUAAUGACUAUACAGUGAAAGACUAAAUGACCUCUCUUUACCUCCAAACACAAUGUCUUUUUAAAACAAAUUUUAUUGAGUGAUAAUAGCUUUCUAAAAAUCCA
Molecule: messenger RNA, 739 nt
Organism: Amphimedon queenslandica
Lineage: Eukaryota; Metazoa; Porifera; Demospongiae; Haplosclerida; Niphatidae
Product: scavenger receptor cysteine-rich type 1 protein M160-like
Exons: 5
Coding region: 26-661 (211 amino acids)
Cellular component (GO): membrane
Source: RefSeq, a predicted model, not a curated record